AUGGAUCAAAUUAAAGAAUAUUCUUCAAAAGCAGAAGACAUUCUUGAAGCAAUUUCUCAACCUUUUAAACCCCAUAUUCCUGCAAUAGCUCGUUUUCUUAUUGUUGCUACAUUUUUAGAAGAUGCAUUAAGAAUUUUAUUUCAAUGGAGCUCAUUCUUGAUAAUCAAAAGAAAAUAUCUAGAAUAUGCAGUUCUUAGUUUAUUCCUAGUAAUAUUAUCACAAUCAAUUGGAUAUGGUUUAUUUUUUGAAUUAAAUUUCUUUUUAAGAAGUCUUUCAGUAACUGGUGGUCUAUUAAUGGUAUUAUCUGAUGCUUUCUCAAAAAGAAAAUCUGUAUUUGCUGAUCUCCCACAAUUAUCAGAGCGUGAUCGUAAAACUUAUUUUCAAUUAGCUGGGCUUGGUUUCAAGGCUAAAUGGUCUGCCACUUUUUUAGUACUAUUUCUUUCUGUUUUUAAUGUAUUGAUCAAUAAUUUUUGGUCAGUUCAUCAUGCUGAUCCACAACGUGAUUUCUUGAAAUAUGAUUUCUUUCAAACUCUUAGUAUUGUUGGUGGGUUGUUAUUAUUAUCGAGAGAAAAAAUUAGAGGAUUAGAUCAACAACUUGCAGAUUGUAAAAAUGACUUUCAACAAGUGGAAAAAUUAAUUAAAAAUAUCAUUGAAACUAUUUUGGAAUAUUUGCCUAUGGUUCUAGCACGCGAGAAUAAAACUAUAGAUGAUGAAAAGAAAAACAUGGAAAAAAAUCUGAAUCCUGUAAAUAUGAUACGGAAGCUAGGCGAUUUCAUCAAAACUUUAGAUGAAGAAUUGCGCAGUGCCAAAAAGGAGAGAAGAGAUGUAAAUACAAAAAGGAAGCAAACAAUGAAAAUUCAAACUGGUUUAUUAAAUGAUCUCAGUAAAAAAUUAUGGAGCAAUUAUUCUAAUUUUAAAUCAAUAGCAACCAAAUUAGAACUAUCUGUGCCAUCUCUUCUUUCAGAAGAUAAAGGAAAUGAUAAUGAUGACGAUGUUAAUGUUGACGAGCAACCCAAUUCAUCAAAUCGUAACCAUAAUAAUCAACGAUACCCCAUGGAAGAAGCCUUGCGUAAAUUAUUUGAAAAUGAUGGCAAUAAUAAUAAAGAAUUGUUAAAAGAUGACAUUAAUAACCUUUUGGAAUUUGUAUCUAAACUUGAUUUUACUGAGUUCGGUUCUGUUAUAGAGAAUAAGAUUAAGCAUGCAGAAACACUAACAGAAAGAUUCAAAAGAGAGAGCAGUUCAUACAAAAGUGAUCUUGCAGUAUUUUUUCCAAAUAGUAAUGAUCUUGCAAAUGCUCAAUGGCAAGCAUUUCAUCUCGAAUGUCCUCAUUACUUUAUACGUGAAGCCGAAAUUAAUGACUCGGCAAAAAAUAAAAGAUGUAUUAUUGCAAGAAUUGAAGAAAUUACUGAAUAUAUAUCAGAUUCAAAGAAUCCUGAAAUUCCACAAUAUGGAUUAGCCGACGGAAUGAAAUUUUAUUUAUUAGAUGUUGAAGUAUAUCAAGCUGAUUCGACACCUUAUGCUUCUCGUCGUCGAUCGGUAUCAGAAGCCCAAACAAACAAAAGUUCGAGAAACAACGGUAAUAUUCAAUUAAUGAGUGCAUCUGUUUCAAGCCUUUCAAAUACAACAACGAGUGUUUCUAGACGCUCCAGUGCAAGUUCUUCCAGAAAACGUGUAACUAUAACAAGUAUGCCAAUAUCUACCAAUACCAAUACUAGUCAAUCUCCUCAAUCAUCAUGA
Messenger RNA from Entrophospora sp. SA101, 1737 nucleotides. Lineage: Eukaryota; Fungi; Glomeromycota; Glomeromycetes; Entrophosporales; Entrophosporaceae. The record is from the annotation of a GenBank genome assembly.